Molecule: messenger RNA, 17089 nt
Organism: Pelobates cultripes (western spadefoot toad)
Lineage: Eukaryota; Metazoa; Chordata; Amphibia; Anura; Pelobatidae
Source: the annotation of a GenBank genome assembly
GUCCUGUCCGGGUGUGAUAAGAGCAGUUGACAGCGUGAGGUGCGACCACUAGGUGGCAGCAUUAUAGCGGGGAAAGAUCCAGGCAGCAGAGUAGCCCUGUGCAGUUUGACAGCAGAUAGAGACACACACAGGGACAGGAGGAGAGGAACAAGACAAACUGACCAGGAGGAGAACAUCGCCCUAGGACCAUCUCCAUUGGGGAAUGGGUUUCAGAGAGGACCCCCAAGGUAAGGAAUCUUUAAACUUUUAGCAGCUUUCUGUCUGUGGACACCCAGGGUGCUGCAGUGGCUCAGGUUAGUGCACCUUACAGAGGGAGGGCCAGGAGGGGGCAUUGUACUGCCAGGUGACAGAGUGACAGCCAGGAACUGACAGGAGAAAUGUUGGUUAUAAGUGUAGAAAUGACAUGGCCCCAUAAUAUGUGAUGUAGGGUCGUUGUAGGGAGUACAUGACGUUCUGUAGAAAUGGGGUAUUUAUACAAAGUUUCAGCCAUUGAGGUCACUGUGGAUUUUAACUUACACCACCGCCAGACGCAGCCUGUGAGUGACAAACCUCCAAUAUACAUGGUCUCCUGAAUGGCAUACUGAGUUAGUGCCCUGAAAUGUGGUGUUAACUCUUUCAGCGCUGGGGGUUGGGAAGGCUUUUAACACCCAAACAGGAAGAAACGAGUUGUAUCAAUUGGUUUGUCAGAAGUCUAGCGUGUUGACAAAGCAUCUUUAACCAUUUCACUGCCAGAUGAUAAAGGAUCUGAGACAUGGCUCAUCCCUCUGGCACUCAAAGGGUUAACUAUUCUUCGUAUGACUGAGGUCACAGUAAAGAUGAAGGGUAUUACCAGAAAAGUCACUUUAUAUUGCACAGUGUGCGUUAGUGGCUUUGUUGAAAUCUCUUUACACAAAUCGGAGCUUGGCAUGCCAGGUGUUUUUGGACUACCUAUCCCACAAUGCUCAGGCUGCCUUACUCGGAGCAUCAUGGGAUAUGUUGUUUAGAAGCAUCUAAUGUGCCAAUGCUUAGGCCAUAAAAGCCAUAGUAUAAGCUGGUUAAACAGGAAGGGGUAGGGAUAGUGAUCUGAUAUUUCAUGAUUUCAUUUUUCCUCCUCAUUUGAAAAUCAUGGCAUUUAAAGUAAACAGGGUCAAGUUCAGUUAUUGUGUGUGGGCGGAUGUGCCAGUACGACAAGAGAGUCAUAAUUCAGUUAGUAAGUGGAAAACAAAAACAACACACACACACACAGGAAAAAAUCCGUAUUAAGUUAUAUAUGCAUUUACUUUGGGGUUUAUUCACCAAACAGCGAAUCGCAAACUUUAGCCUGAAAUUAGCCAAGCUGUGACUAUACCCGAGUUGGACAAUGUUUCCAAAUAAAUGAUCAGACUAAAGUUUACAAUUCGGUUCCCAAUGCAGCAGAAUGUGCUGUCUAGUUAGCAGCCCCCAGGAUUCGAUCGAAUCAUCUUCGAAACAAACACAGUGUAUCAUUCUGUGCGGAUCACACCGGGCUGUAACAAUGCAGAUCAUCUCACAGCCUUCCUAGCAAGGAUCCUACAGGCAAUGUAUUCACACCCAAAUGGAUCGUGUAGUUGGCAACAUAAAAUCUAAUAAAAUGCAUCAUAUAAGUGACUGCCAACCCCUCUCUGUGGGCGGGUAGCCCUCAUCAUAUUGUCAGUCACAGUGCUGUAAAUAUCCCCAGAUUAAUAAACAGAUAAUAUUAUUGUGCACACACAGAUUGUAUAUGUAACUGCUGAUUAUUAUAGAUAUACUACACACAAUGUCCCCCCCCAAAAGAUGUGAUUUUUGUCCUUGUUACAAAUGCUUGCAGAUAGCGAGAUAUUGAAAUAAGUGCAGGUCCCCAGGGACUCCCCAUCGUACCUCCCCAACACUGAGUGAUGGAGGGAGAGGCUUCCAGUCUGACACUCAUCUCCAGCCUGAUGUUAAAGGACUAAAUUGAAAGCUGCUGGGGGGGAAAAAAGCAGAGGUCGCUGUCUCUUUAAGAAAAAGUUUUCUAUGUGUGUGAAGUUCAAGUUGGGGUCAGUCGAAGUUCCUGCCCUGGAUUUUACCUUGUAGUUUAAUAUAGCUACACAUCACAUGGGGCGCUAACAGCCUCGGCUCACAGAGAGCCCUUUCUCUCCCCAACAUUGCCUGAGCUCACCAAAAUAGCAGAGGAAAUUGCUAAAAUAAAAAGCAGAGGAAACUGAUGCUGGGCCCAGCACGUAUUAAACAGAGGAAGAGCCUGGGCCCUUUUUUUGGCAAUUAAUAAAAAAAAAAAGAAAAAAAGAGAGAGAGAGAGAGAGAGAGAGAGGGGGCUGGCAGAAGAUCCAUGCAGAGUUGGCACAUUGGAUGGGAGGUUGGCAGCUGGAAGCAGAGCUCAAUGUGAGAGGCUGGGGAUGGUCACUCAUACAGACAUCAGCUGCUUGGACACCACUUGGUACCCAGGUAAUGGGGCAUUCUGGGGGGCAAGGGGCACACGGGCUGGUAGCAACCAAUGAAUGGGCACUCUAGAGUAAGAGGGGGGGGGGGAGAGAGAGAAAUUCCAGGUUUCCGGUGCUGUGGCUUAUAGUUCUUGUUUCGCUAUAAGGCUGGCUGAGGAUAUUGGGAUUGGUAGUCUAUGAUAUCCAAUUUGCUAAUCAGAGAUUGUGUUAGUUUAUGCGCAGUGCGAUGGUAAUGGGCGUUAUUUAGGGGUGAGGUAGAAGCCGUUACAAGGGGCCGGAGAGAACAGAACAGCAGAAAGUUAAUUUAGGAAAAUGGGCGAUAGUUUAAACUCUAAUUAUAUAUUUUUUUUUUGUAUAUUUUUAAAUUAUUAGGUGCCAAAUUGUAAUAAUUAUCUGUGUCAGUGCUGUUAUGAGAUUACAUCCCUGGCCUGACACAAAUUAAAAUCACCUGGAAGUUUAAAAUCAAAAAGUUUUGUAUAGGCAGCUCUGUGAUCAGAGAUCUAUCAUCAGAUCUAAUUCGAAUUAAACCCCACACAUACCAGGCGACCACUUAGAAAUAUUAGAACAGUAGAUUUAUUACGAAUUCUCUACAUGGGGGGUCAAGAUUAGAUUUUUUUAAAUUGGGCUUUUAGACACCUCCAUCGUAAGAGCAUAGAAACGGUUAAAGCGCUACAAUGUUGCAGGUAUAACCUGGCUGUUUCGAAUUACCUUGAAAUACGGGGAGUACAGACGAAUUGGUUUUACCUGCUUUGUUGACAAAUGAUCCACGGGUCCAAGCUUGAUCCUACCUGGUUCUAAAUCUCUCUCCCGUCUCGGAGAAAAUAAAAGUGUUUUCCAAUGAGUUUCUGUGUGUAACUGCUUCAGGAGAACUUGGCCAAUCCCACCCCAGUGCUGAGCAGCUGCUUUUAAUAAGACAGAGCCGGGCUACAUUACAGCCCUUAAUCCUUUAUUGCUAAAAGGAACCUUCAUUGUAUCGCAUGGAACGAGUUAAUUGAGCUGGACUCUCAGACUUUUAACCCUAAUCCUAGCACCCUGUCUAUCUGUGUCAAACAUUGAGCCACACAUGGGUUGCAGUAUUUACCAAUAUACUUGGUUGCUUGACAUAUCGUUGAAGCUAAUUCUAAUGUUAAAUUAAUCUUUAUUUAUAGGGAAGAUUAACAUAUUUAAAUCUUCUUGGAGAAACAUGACAAUCUUUCAGUUGUAUCACCUUCAGAGGAUAAGGUCACAGUUUAGAUCUGUCAUUCCUACUCUGACUACAGGUUAACAGACAUUGUCCAAACAAAUAAUUUUAAAAAUGGUCAAUUUAGCAUUCUUGCUUGGAUUGUGGGGUUAAUUGGUGUGUGCAGUAAAAUUAGUGUUUCAAAUAGCCUACUUCCUUCUUAUCACAGCAAGUCUUUUAAACAUGCAACAAGUUUUAGGCGAGAAAUAAAAUUAAUAUAAUUGAGACUUUCUUUUGUUUAAAAAAAUAGUUUGUAUCUACUUUAUAAUUGAUCUCUUUGCCUGGGACAUUAUGCUAAUUAUGUAAGUAAUUAUAGGUAUUGAUUUAAUAGCUGCAAAAGCCAUACAAUUCAUUAUAUUGAGAUAAUUACUAUUAUGUUAUUAGUUUCGAUAACAAUUUCCAAUUUUAGUUUAAACUAAUUAUAAUUUAUAUAAAAUAAAUCGUGCCGUGGCUUUGUAAGAAACGAAUCAUAAACCUUGUAACUUUCUAUAUUAAAAUAUAUAUAUAUUUCCUUUUUAUUGAAAAUGUGUUUCUUGUUUGUUGGUCCCAAAGCUGAAACUAUUUUCGUAGAAAUAGGGAUUAUAAAAAAUAGAAAAUCCCAUUAGAUAUAACUUUAGAGUUAAAAUAAGUUUUGUAUUUUUAUUUAGCAGAACUGUUCAUUCAAUGUCAAAAUGCUAGUUUUUUAUUGAUUUUUUUUUAUCUUGAAAUUUAUUUAGUGUAAAUAAAAUAGAUUAAAAAAAAUGAAACGAUCUAAAGUCACACUUCCAAGGGGCCAAAUAGAGGUGAAUAAAGUUUUUGGGUUUUUUUCCUUCUGAACAUCAUUCUCUUAAUAUUUGACACCUGUCUAAACAAUUGGUUAUUUUAGGAAACUAAUCAUUUUAAAUAAAGUAAAAAUUAUUUCAGAUCUAAAUAUAAAACCAAAUUAAAAGAAAGUUAUAGGUGUGUUCUGCAGAAUUUUGAGGAUUUACAUCCUUACGGUCAUAAGACACCAGGUAGCCUUACUGUCUAAAGCCCACUCUCUCCCUUAUCAAAUCUUAUCUUAUCCAGUAAACAUGUCUCAAAUAAAUCAGUGUCUCCCUUUCAGGCUGAGUUCUUGGGAGUGAAACAGUUUGACACUUCAGCCUCAUCUCGCUACCUGUAAGGAAAUCACAGGAAUUAGGAGAUCCUGGGGGUCUAAGAUUUCACUAAUUAGAGCUUUCAGCUGGCCAUGCCUUGUCAUAUCAUGCCUGGAUAUCCCUUUGGAUGUGGUCAAAGUCUAGUUCUGUGUAAGGUCAGGAAUUGUUCAUUUUAAUAGUGGUCCCUUUGAAAUACUUGCAACAUCCUAAGCUACUUAACACCUCAUUAUAUCUUAAUAUCCUACCAGGUUUUUCAGUGGAGGGAGGUGAGACUGAAGGAAUGAGUUUUUUUUUUAAACUUUACAUUCCUCCUCCCCCCAAUCUUAUUUAAUAUAAAAUAUAUAUUUUUUUAAUUUAUAAACUAAUUGUUAUAAUUUAAUAUAAUAAUGGCUGAAUAUUAUUUUCUCUGAACCUCUUUUUAUAAUGUGACACCUGUCUGACUGCCUGGCCCCUGAUGUGUUUGAUGGGUGUCUGUCCUCUGACAAGUUACACCUCUGUGGGGCGGCCGCUGGGUGGCGCACUGUCCAGAAGGGAGGCUACUGGACUAAAAGGUGGUGGCACAUGUCAGUAAGAUAAAAAAAAAGAUGGGGGAGGGGGUAUCUGUCUGAAUGAUGGUUCCUGAUAUGGGGUUUUGCAGCUGGAAGCUGAGGCAGUGAUGUCACUUUCUUAAAAUGCCUACAAGGGUUUUUAGCCACCCCCAGCCUCAUCUUUGAGGAGAAUAAAAGCUGUAUGUAUACAGGGAAAGGUGGUACAAGCCAGCCGAUGCAAUGAGACAGAAGGGUGGGGGAUUUCAACUGUUACUGUCGCAGGCUCACAGCAGAUAUCCUUUACUCCAUCAUGGAACCCCUCCUCAAGCAGGUACUCUCAUAGGAUGUGUCCCAGUUCCAGGGUGCAUGGAUUGCUGGAUGGAAUGGAUCAGUGUGGGCAUUGCUACAAUAGUGAAAACUUACAUGGCUGAUAGGUGAUGAGAGCAGUGAUACAUUUGUCAACGUUUCGCUCUUAGUUCCAUUCUGUUUCCACUGGCCUGUAAUUCGGGUUAAACGCAUCCUUUAUCUGUGUGCGUAUACAUGUGCAGUGCGAUUUGAAUGUAUGUGCAGGUGUGUACGGUUUUUUUUAGAUUUAUUUUAUUUCUAAAAGUUUUAAAUCAGUUUUAGAAAUUUCUAUUCCCCCCCCAAAUUCUGUGAUAGCUGUAAUUUAAAUGUGAGAUUGUCUAGCUUGUAUUUUGCACAUUCACAUGAAAAAGUUAAGUUUGCAAGUUUUAAAAAAAGAAAAGUGCUCUUUACCGACGGAGGAGGAAAUUGUAUAUACAUUAUUAGCCUAAUCACUGACAUGUGAACCAUCCACCGAGGUGUUUAUUUGGGUUUCAUUUAGCACAAAUGGUGACAGCUGUGCGGGCUUAUUAAAAGGAAACUCGUGCAAAUUUGAGAUACUCGGAGAUAUAGCAUUAAUUCUAUUACUAGGAAAUGGUACAAUAAUUGCACAUUGGUGUUUUUUUUGUUUUUUUUAAUUAACUGCUAAAUUUAGUUUCACUGAAAAUCCGGUAUUUGGAAAAACUCUAAUUUGUGGGUAGAGUCCUUUUUAACCCCUUAAGGACCAAGCUUCUGGAAUAAAAGGGAAUCAUGUCAUGUGUCCUUAAGGGGUUAAACGGGUUUCAGUGCACUGCAUUGCAGGCCCAGUGGAGCUUCCAGUGACAAUUCUGAGUUUGGGUGUAAAUUUUUCUAUACUACUGGGGAGGGAUGGGAUCUGCCUUGUGCCCAUCUCUGCCAACAGAUGUUUUGGAAGUUAGUGAAAGUUACAUUGUAACCAUGCAGGAUAGAUUGUUUAAUGAGUGUUACCAUUGAUUGUGGUCCUGUGCUAGGCAUUGCUGUCAUAAGGAUUCUGGCUCCAGCCAUCUCCCUGAUGGAGAUUGAAUUAUGUGUGCUAUGUUCUGGAGGCGAUGUGUUUACUUUGCAAAGACUGGGAACUAGAUAACAAGAGCUGCAGCUGGGGAGAAAUAAUCAAGAGAAUUAGAUCCCACUUAGGAUAUGUCACUGAUUUCCCCCAAUCCCCUCCCUCAUUCCACUGCAUUUGCACCCACACCCAGGCAUAGAACAAGCAGUCAUUGGCACAGGGUUCUCUCAAUCCUCUGCCCAGUAUCUACCCAGGGGUCAUAUCUAGCAAGGAGUCUCCAGAUCAGCUCCAGGAACUCAGGGAAUGUAGAUGUCAAGGGUCUGUGUGCUUGUCAUUUCCCUAGUAUUGUCUGCUAGUGCUAACAUAGGGCUGUCUGUGCUGACAAGUGGGCUUUGUUCACUAAACAGCGAAUCCUAGUGAAUUGAAAGUUAUAAAUCUGCUUUUAGCUCUCAUUAAAUUGCCCAGGUUUUAUCUGCUGUAUCUCUCCAUAUUCAUUAUUUAGAGAAGGGAUUAGCCAGAAGGCCCCAUUGCAAGUGUCAAGCUAAGCAUUAUCAAUAUAUAUUGGGGAUUUAUUGUAUUAAUACAUAUUUGGAAAAGUACUAGGGUUUUAUUUAAGAAUUUCUCAUGACGGCUUUUGGAUAUUUCUGUAAGGCUUUAUUUACUAAACAGUUCAUUGUAGCGAAUUAAAAUUCUGAUGGCAAAAUUCUUCAUCCCAGCUAGUAUCACAGCUUGGCUGCUUUUUUGCCAUUUUAAUUUGUUUUCUAUGAGUUGGAGUUUAGUGAAUAAACCUCGUAAAGUACUAAAAAGGCAUUUCCUAUGACUGCAUUGAACAGUGAAUUGAAAACAAAACCGCAAAAUUUAGGGUUAAAUAGCCUAGUUGUCACUUAUAGAGGAGUUGGAUAAUUUUUUUGCAAAUCAGCACUUUGUCUAAAUAUAUGUAAAUUUUGCUAAUCUUAUGCCAAAGUAGUCAAAUUGGAAGAAAAAAAUCGCUGAUCUAAAAUGUGAAAUUUUCUUACAAUUCACACCAAUUUCACUUUUAAGAGAAUUAUACCAUCAACAGAAAGAAAUGUAUGAGAUUAUAGGGUGAUGUGUUCGUGAGGGGUCUCUCCUAUUAAUGGGUAAAUACCUCUGCUUUUCCCUGCCUUGCAUAUACCUCUAUAAUGGCAUUCUAAUUGUCUUUUUGUAUACAAGUAUCUGUAUGUAGAUAUAAAUGUGUCAUAUUUGUGUUUUCUGAAGGUGGACAACUGAACACGAUGCUGGAUGCUAUGGAGGUACCAAGUCAUUCAAGACAACUCCUUCUUCAACUCAACAGCCAGAGGACUAAAGGCUUCCUCUGCGAUGUGAUCAUUGUGGUACAAAAUGCCCUCUUCAGGGCUCACAAGAACAUUUUAGCUGCUAGUAGUGUCUACUUGAAGUCACUGGUUGUUCAUGAUAACUUGAUCAACUUGGACCAUGAAAUGGUCAGUCCCAGCAUCUUCAGGAUAAUACUAGACUUCAUCUACACAGGAAGACUUGGAGACGGGGAGCCAACAAGUGAGCAACUGUUUGGGGCCGUGUUGGCUGCCGCCAGCUAUCUUCAGAUCUCAGACUUAGUCUCUCUGUGUAAGAAGAAGCUCAAGAGGAAUGGCAAAUACUGCCAUGUAAGGAACACAGGCUACUCUCCUUAUGGAAGCCUGGCCAGAGGGCUGAGAGCUGCCACUCCAGUUAUUCAGUCCUGUUUCACCUCUACUCCAAGACCUGUAGACCUACCACCAGUGGAGCCAGUGAACCCCAUAAACACUCACUGUGGGGAGCUAUAUGCCUCUGUAUCUCAGGCCAAUCAGCUGCAUCAGCAUGGACUUUGCCCACCUGAAAGGCACUGCUCCCCUUUAUGUGGCCUUGAUCUCUCCAAAAAAAGUCCAAACAGACCUUCUGCCCAACACCACUCAGAUGGACUCAGUGCAAGUGACAGCAGGGAGCCUACCAUAUCUGGGAGACCUGACAGCCCACCAGUAAGUGCCAGUGUUCUCACCAACCACAGCUCCUAUAAAGACCAGACCCAUCCUUACCAGAAGCUGGACAGUAGUGACCAACAAGCAUCACACCCUGAGCCCUUCAGAACCAGUGUCACCCAAGACACCCCCAGCAGGACUGACCCCCAGGAACUGAUGUUCCGCUGGAUGAAACAUGAGCCUCUGGGAAGCUAUGUGGACGAGAGUGACAGAGAGAAAGACCUAGAAAGGGAUGAUAAGGGAGAGAACUCCCCCUUAUCCCAACAGCCCAGGUACCCCAGCAUUGAAAGCAAUGAGCCAGAUGAUGACAAAAGCACAAGUGAGGAGACUGGAAGCAGUGGAGACCCCUCCCCUUCAGCCAACAUGGAGAGAUACCACUGUAACCAUCUAGGCUAUGAGCCUGAGAGCUUUGGAGACAACCUAUAUGUCUGUAUCCCCUGUGGCAAAGGGUUUCCCAGCUCAGAGCAACUCAAUGCUCAUGUGGAAGCUCACAAUGAAGAGGACCUUUACCAUAAAGAGAGCAUGGACACACCUGUGCCAUUCUUGGACAAGUCCAGCCAGGGCUUGGGGGACAUCAUCAGACCUUACCGCUGCUCCUCUUGUGACAAGUCCUACAAGGACCCAGCCACUCUGAGACAACAUGAGAAGACUCACUGGCUCACUCGUCCUUACCCCUGUAGCAUUUGUGGUAAGAAGUUCACCCAGAGAGGGACUAUGACUAGACACAUGAGGAGCCACCUUGGACUGAAGCCAUUUGCCUGUGAUGCUUGUGGUAUGCGCUUCACUCGCCAGUACCGCUUAACUGAGCACAUGAGGAUCCACUCAGGGGAGAAACCAUAUGAGUGUCAGGUGUGUGGGGGCAAGUUUGCCCAGCAGAGGAACCUCAUCAGCCACAUGAAGAUGCACACCACUGGACCAGAUGGGAAACCCAAGCUGGACUUCUCUGACAGCGUCUAUGCCAUGGCCAAGUUCACUGCAGAUCAUCUUGGCUUAAAACAAGAGAAAGCAGCAGAAAUUCUAUCCCAGACCUCACAUUUCCUCAAUGAUCCUAAAACCAUAGAAAGCCUAUACCCUCUGGCCAAAUUUACAGCAGAGCACUUAGGACUGAGCCAGGAGAAAGCUGUGGAAGUCCUCAGCCAGAGUCAACAUCUGGCCAACGACAGCAGAAUCAUAGAGAGGUUCUCAUCGCCUUAAUGUAUUCCUCACCUUGGGUGUGAACACUUUGGUUGCACAAUGAUCCAUCAAGUAAAAAAUAAGACUCCUAUGUGAACCUACAAACCAAUUAUCAAACAUUACCAAAGAGCUCGCUCUACAGAACUUUUCCUUGGCUGUAGAGAAGCUUGAACCAUGCAAGAGCCAAAGACCUUUUUAGUGGCAGCUUUAAUCUGUGAUACCUGUGUGACAAUGAGGAGAAGCGCACUUUGGUAAUGCACUUUCUGAGGGACUUGUGCAAGUGUUCUACUGCACUAUCCCCACAGGAGAGAAGUGAGUCCAUGUAUCCCUUCAGUAUGUACCCAACCUCACCACUGCUUCAAGGUAUUGGAGAGAGUUGCUGCUUUAACUGUGCCAAAAAUAUGGCUGGACAUUUAUUUUGAUACCUUAAUAUUUUUUUAUGUUAUGUGUUGUGUGAGGGGACUGUCAGGGACACAGAAAUCAGUAUUUACCAAAUAUAAUAACUAUGCAAUAUUAAGGGUUCUGAAAGUCUCAGAGAUGGCAAACUUUGCUGUUUACGUUUUUUUGUUUUUCUUCAUUUGGGAUUACCCCUUUGAGUCCAUGCCCAACAUGCAAUAUCCAUAUUUAAUAUCUAGUGGCAAAGUGUAUGAUCAUUAUCCAAUACAACGGAUGUUUACUGCAAACCAAGAUCUAGUCUUUGCACAGCUAUCAGUCUUUCUCCUCUCAAUGACAACUUUGAAGACUUCAAGUGACACAAUUCACAAUAAAAGUGACUGAGGCACAAGUUGGGCCAGUCAUAUAGAUCUAGUGUCUCAAGCAUCAUGUGCAGAUUUUGAGACUUGUUUCCAAACUGCAUACAAAAUAAGUGGCAUAGCUCAGGGCUGGGCACAGUGUGGAUCUCCAGCUGUUGUGGAACCACAACCCUCAUGAGGCUUUGUAAGAUUUAAGUAAAAUAUUACCGCAGGAUGGAGACAAAAAUAAUGCAAAUGAUGCACUAAUCUGAGCGUUAAGUACUUCAUUAUGUCCAUAUCAGAUCAGCUGUGGGUGUAUAGUCCCAGAACAGGGGCCAUUACAGGGAACCUCCCUAUCAGAGCAAUACCAAUAAAAUCCCUAGUUUCCCAAACUGCCUCCCACCCUAUCAUGGUGUGGGGGCACAGGCUGGGGGGUGGCAGUGAUACUGAUUUCUGUUGUCUGCACUGUGUAUGGUUUCUGUUGUAUGAAUCAGCCUAUAUUGCAAGCACUGAGUGAGUGCCUUAAUUAAUUAAACUGAUUGGGGCCUGUGAGACUAUCACAGCAAUAAACCAAACUUUAUUUCACCAUAAUAAUGCUGAUCAGCUGUUUUGAGCUAUUAAUCCUUUUCGUGCCAAAGGGGUGGCAUUGCAUGCAUUGUACUCGACAGGUUAAAUGCAAUAACCCUUAUUCAGCUAGGUGAAACCAAAGGGUUCAUCCCAAAUGUUGCACCAGUCAAGGUUGGUGCGCAAAUAGAAGAUAUAUAUAUCUUAAUAAUGCUGGUAUGAGUAAUGCUCUAUCCCAGGGGUAGGCAACAUUUUGGCACCCUAGAUGUUGUGGACUACAUCUCCCUUGAUGCUUUUGCGAGCAUUAAGGGAGACGUAGUCCACAACUUCAGAAGUGCUGAAGGUUGCCUAAUCCUACUCUGUUCAUUCCUGUACAUGGUUUGGUUGUGAAGACGAAAGAUUAACCCUUUGCCUGACAGAGAGAUGUAAAUGACACACUGGCAGGGCGAGAAACUCUAUGCUUAGACACACCUGUAAAUAGAAGCUGUAACUUUAACUGAAAACCAAAGAAACCAGCAGCUUUUGGGUUAAACCUUUUCACUAACUCAUUGUUUGCCGGUAACUGUCUUAAAUCAGUUAGAAAGUCCUGUCCUCAGUGUUUUUAUAGCAGUAGGCUUUAUCUCCCCUACCAUUGCUGUAUUUAUUCAUGUGAACAGAUCUGGCUAAUACGUUAUGCGAAUCACAGCUCCUACAAUGCUCAGCCAGCCAGGAGAAUGUAGCCCAUACAAUCCAUGUCACAUUGAGACCUUUCCAGGGUGGAUCAGUGGGUUAUGUUUGCAAUAUCAAUCCAAUAUUCCAGAUCAAUACAUUUAGUGCUAUAGAUUCCAUGACCCAUUCCCUGUCGGCUGUUUAAACUGCGGUUCCACAUCCUCUAACAUCAUAGGAUUUGUUUGCAACAAUGUGGUCAGUCAGCUGACUGUAUAUAGUUAACCCUUUAGUUCGUGACAGGACAGGAAGGGUGCAAAAAAACAAAGUUGCUUCCGAAUUUUAUGAUCUAUUAUUUUAUUAGAAGAUAAUACGCUCGUUCAGUCCAGGAUGUGGGCAUAUCAGUAGCUGUACAGAUGGCAGUAUAGCAAUACCUUUGUGAAAUUAAAUUUACCCUUUGCCAACCAGUCUGAUGCCAGUCUUGCCCCUUCAGGGUAUAGUUACACUGUCAUGGGGUAUCUAGGAGUCCAGAUUCAUAAAAUGGCAUCAGUUCUAUCACUCGAGAACACAGGGCAUAAAUAAAGGGACAGACAAAGGAUGGUUCACUAUUUGAAGAAUUCAAAUUCGUGUAGAAUCUAUUUAAGUUAAUGUGGAAAUUAAAAAGGGGAGUUGUUAAAUGUCUCAUUCAGACUAAUGGGAUUAGUAAAUUGUUAACCGGACCAAUGGUUUGAGAAAGUAUCAGUUAAACCAAAAAUGAACCUUUUCUAUUUAUCUCUGAAAUAAUCUGCCCAGGCAUGGUGCAGCCUGUAAUGUCACUCACACUGAUGAUACAUAGUGACCUAGAGAGAAUAACCCAGGUUUGUAGAAUGCAUCUUCCAUCAGUGAUGGCUGAGCUUGGCACUCCAGAUGUUUAUCAUGAACUACAUUUCCCAUGAUGCUCAUGGCAGGCUGAGCAUUUUAUUUAUAUAUAUAUAUAUAUAUGAGUGUGUGUGUGUAUAAAAAUUGGGGGGUGGUUACCUAAGUUUGUCUGGAUGCUAAGAACUAUUGGGGAGUAAGAUCUGGAGUGUCAGAGGUUAACUAUCCCUUGUGUUGGAGGAAGUGAAGCUUUGACAGGACCUGUCUCCUCUCUAGACCUAGCUGAGAUCAGGCUGCACCAUGUCACAUCUCAUAUGUCAUGAUGCAGGAGGCGAGAGAGGAAAAGGAUUGAGCCAAGACUUGGCAUCAGCAGGACGUCCUGUAUUGUUUGACAAACAAUGGAAAAAAAAAUCUUUGAAAAAGAGCAGAUUCUACUAAAGUGAGGAUGUUCAGCUGGGGGGGGGAGGAGAGAGAUGGAAACUUGCAAACUGAUACGUCAUGGGAGAGUGUAUGAAAAGGGGGUCAAGUAGAAAAGGCUCGAGCCUAUAACAGUGUUAUUUACUAAGGUGAGAAUUCAAAGUUAGUUUCACAUUUAAGGCCAAAGUAACUGAGCGGGAAGAGGAUUUUUCUAGUUCGGCUAUUUUGACCUUAAAUUUGAAAUGCCGUUUUACAAUUUAGUUUGCUAUUGCGAUACAAUGAUGGUCUCUUUGUGUUAGAACCUUGUUAAUUUACCCGAUAAGGACCAGACCCCAAUGUAGCAUGAAGUGUUAAAAUGAAUGUAGCACCACCUGAUCACUGCCUCUUGGUGUUCAGGUAGAAUGGGUUAGCUUAGUACAUAGCCCGUUAUUCGGGGACAGGUUGACUCUGCUGGCUGGGGAUGCGGUGUUUCAAAGGUUAAUGCUGGAAACUGCUGAUCUGUUUCUUUGACAAUGGAGUUAGAGCUCCUGAAACUACAUAGAUCACCUGCCUGCCAUGGGAAUUCCUCAAUCACAGAAAAACAAACACACACAUUCCACGUGAAAGGGUUAAUGUGCUGUGCAAGGAUUUAUGUGAUCACCUAAAGUCAAUAAAUCGAGAUUUGGACAUUCAAAAACUAUAAAUUUUCUGAGAACUCGAUGUGCCUUAUCGUAGGUGGACAGAUUUAGUCUUUUAAUUUAAUAAUUUGCCAACUACAAUAAACGUUUUCGUUUAUUCUCGAAACUCCACUGAUAGUGGAUUAAAUGCGAGGCGAUCACCUACCUACCUAGGGGUAACAAUACCACUAUAACAAGCUAACCACUUCACUGUCUCACCUAAGGUAUAUCACAGCACUGAAAAGGUUAACCACAGAGGGUCAUUACUAACAGAACAUUCUAUUGUCUCCUGGUAACCGAGCGUUGUUGUAUGUAACCAAAUCUGGCAACAGUUUCACCCAAUGGAUAGUAGGGGUUGUAGUCCAGCCUUGCAUAAUUUAAAGAGCAAUGACCUGUCCAUACUGUAUGCAUCGCUCAAUGCAGUAUAUUGUCGCUAUAGGGUGAGAUUUGUGAAAUGAAGUUUGCCACUAUUGUAAUAUUGUAUAUAGAAUUUAAUAGAGAACAGUAAGCAGAGAGGCUGCCCACCAGGGACUGACCACUUCAUUCUUUGCUGAAUGUUUGCUAUAUAAGAUCUUGGAACAUGACAGUAUGCUCUGUACAUAUGUGGGCUGCAUUGUCAGAAAUCCCCCUAUUUUCCCCUUAAAGGUUCACUGCACAGCUGGAUCCCCCAGUCUCCAAUGACUGAUCAGUGGGGACCUGUAACGGGAAGCCUGCUGUUCAGAUGGGAGCUUGAAGGACUCCAUGUGGUCUCAUUAUAGGGAGCCUGUUGUCCCAUAUUACACCAGGUUUAAGUGUGUGUAAUUUGUAUUUUUUUUUAUUUUUUUUUGCCUGUUGCACAAAAGGUUUAGACGUGAGGGGGAAAUGUACAAGGCUCUGGCCACAGGAAGCCGCACCCCAAAAAUAGUAACUGGGAAACUAUUUAUGUUAAAAACUAUCCCCACUAAGUGUUGGUUGGAAUUUGCACCUGGAUGCUAUCCAAAUCUUCCCAGGAAACACAAUUCAGAAUAAAGCCCCAACGAAUUGGCUCACUUAGUGGACCCCCUCCUCCCCUUCCACCCAUUACCGGAGUUUGAUUCAGGAAUUUCUUCUGUUGAUUUGAAAUCCAUGUAAAUAAACCCAUAUAUGUCACCAAACAAACAUGCCAGCUGUUUCUUCUCCCUGCCUAAAGACAUUUUCAGCCAAGUUAUUUGUCCUUUAAGAACUUCACAAACGAACUGACCAUGCAGGCUGGCCUUCCGCACCGAGCGGAAUAAGCACGAAAGUAACAAUUCGUUUUGAUUAACAGAAUUAACAGCAAGGAAAUAAUUGUCUGAAAGGGAAAUGGUGAAGAGAAUUGCAAAUCUUAAAAGAAAAAUUCAAAUUUUGGCGAAAUAGAUAAAAUUCAGAAAAUGAAAUCAGCUCUUGGUGGCUUACUGUCUGUGAGUAAUAGGAGUUGCAAUCCAGCAAGGACCUGAGGGGUCAUGGCUGAAGUUAGCAGGCUUGGGGAGGUGUGCAGCCAGCUGCCCCUGAUUUGCAGGUGCAGGAUGUUUCGGGGGCUCUAAGGAUGCCCGCAUUGGUCCCUAUGAGAAAGCUCUUGAAGCAAUCACUAGGCUCACAUUUCACAGCUAAUUGCAGCCACAGAUUGCCAGGUGCAGAACAGUUUUAUAGCUUCAGGGAACUCUGUACUGGAUGAAGGGGGAGAUAUAUCCUGCAAAAAGAAAAAAAACACCUUUCCCACCUCCCCUGGUCUGAGCCUACACAGCAGAAAUGACUUUCUGGGAGUUUAGCAGAAGUUCCUAAUGGAUGAAGGUGGAGAGGAAAAGGGGAUCUAUUUCUUAAAUAUGUUGGGUGAAGCCCAUCCCCACGGAAUAGCUCUUUAAAAAGACAAGUACACGGUUACCAUCCACCUUAAUAUGUGCUCCACACCCUGCACUUUAAAGUGAUGGAUUGUUUAGACAGAGUAAGUGGGUUUACAUUUGAAAUCGUAUUAGUGCCUUAUCUUCAUCACUCCAGGGUCUGUGUGUUCAGUCAUUUUUGCAGCUAAUCUAUUUGAAAAGCAAUCCAGUCAAACGCCAGAGACUCAAAUUCUAGAACACCCAUCACUCCAUUUCAUAUCCAGAUCAUUGUGCUUCAUUGUCCCAGAACUGGACAUAACGAAAUCGAUCUAAUUAAGUUGUCAAUUAUAGUCAUUUAAUAAAGUCUGGUAGAGGGACACAGAGGAUCUUGGGCUACAGACAUUUAGCUAGAAGUAGACUUGCCAGAUGUUUUCCAGAACACACAACUACUGACUUACAGUACAUGAAAAGUGCUACCCAGAAUUAUGACAAGUCAUGGUGAUAAUAUACUGACCAAGGCAUUGAUUUAGGAUUCAUCAGUGAUUUCAUGUAUAUAGUGCAGCAUGUGAGGCAUAGCACACAGCAGCACUUUUCAUGUACAGCCCAUAAGCAUGUAGAUUUAACAUCUGUGUAAAAUGAUAACCCUAACUAGCAACAGCUAGCCUAUUGACCAUCUGUGUAACAACCACAUAAUGGGGACUUAGGUACCCCUAAAAUGAGUAACAAAUGUAUCCUUCCACCAUUAUUUUUAAUGUAUACAGCUGCAUUCAUAUGCCAUUAAUUAAUAACAUAAACAGGGAGUAGCAAGUUUGCCUUCUUAGCAGACUUCAAGCCAGAUGGAUUUUGUCAAAAUUUGAACUUGUAAGUAAAGUAAUAUACAAUCCGCUGCUUGAUCACCAAAAAUUACAUCUCCCCCCUAGUAUAACAUCACAAUACUAUGUUAUUAACUUUGUGAAUGCAAGAGGUGAGUCUAACUUCUGGUACUCGGAGAGUUAACACAAACUAUCACAGCUGCACUCCAGAUAUCAUUGACUACAAGUCACACUAGAUUCAGUAUGUUGGUAAAUGCAGUUCACCCAUAUAUGUCCCUUUAAACCUUUAGCUGUAUAUUUCUCACCCCUCUGGGGCAAUGGCAUGAUGCAUUAAUGGCCUGUUGGGCCUCCUGGGCUCUGGGACCCCAUAUGUGUCUUAUCUUUACCCUUCAGCAGAAACACCCUGCAAUGCUCCUCAGUGGGUGUGUGAUUUGUGUAUAAUCAAAUUCCGAUAAUUAUUAUACAUACCUACAAGCACAUUACUCACACAAGUCCCAGCUCAGCAAAAUGCACGCCUUUGAUGACCUAGACAUUUAAAAAACAUUACAGCUCCCUUUGCUAAGGCACAUGACCAAGAAACCAGACAGUGUUUUUUUGUACAUUAUCUACUUAUUUUUUUUUUCCUUAAGUGAAUGUAUUUAUUGCAUGUCCAUGCAUUUCUAAUUUCACAAGUCUGUAUAAAAUGCUUUGGUUGGAAUCUGUUUUUUGUAAGUUUUGUUUUUUUUAUAAACAAUGUGUGUUAAGAAUUAAUUUGAAAAAGUCUUCAAAUUUUCUAUACUCUGAUAAAAACAAG